This is a messenger RNA of Paramuricea clavata, 3611 nucleotides long. NCBI's taxonomy places the organism in Eukaryota, Metazoa, Cnidaria, Anthozoa, Malacalcyonacea, Plexauridae. The record is from the annotation of a GenBank genome assembly.
ACAGUUUUUUCUCUGUUUGUAAAACGAACUCUCUUGUAGUCAUCCUUUUCAUACACCUAAAUAUUUGAAAGCAAUACAACAUUUUUUGUGUAUCAAAAACAACUUUUCAAUCAAUGUACACUGUUUUGAUUCAGAUAUUCAGUGCUAAAUGUACAUACUUGUCCAGUGUGUGUGACGGUGUCUGCAUUGGCAAGACUUCUAGAUGUAGUAGAUAUAAAAAUACGAGCGAUAUUUGUGUUUUUAACGUUUAAAAGUCUGCGAGAAAAUAUUCUUGACACAGCAGCCAUUAUGAAAUAUUGCAGACGACUAUAAUGUAACAUUACAUGAAGUAUUCAAAGUGCAAACAUUUCUCAGUUAAAAAGAAGAAAGAUAUCCUUGAAAACAGGAAUUUAGCUUGAAUUCUUCUUUUCAAAAGGAUUACUUUGACAGUUUGACUUUGUGUACGACCUCAAAGAGCAGGAAAUGGUAUUCAUGAGACCCAGGUUUUCAAAAUAGUUGCACUUCUAGCGAAAUCAGUAGCACAUUGUGCUCUUGAUAGUGGUAUUUGAAUAAGCCCUUGUAUUAAGUUAUGUAAGUUUUAUAUGUAGUUGAUUUUUAAUCUCACGAAUGGGAUUCGUCAAGCAGAAGUUUAAUACACCGAAAUCACCCUCUGGAAAUCACCAUAGAAAAGUGAACAAAAAAGUGAACAUGUGAAAUAACUUAAUUAAGGAUUUUUUUGGAAAGUAAGGAAUUUCAGUGCUCUUAGCAAGGAAUUCGUGAGAAUCCUGAAAACAAUAUGGCGGACAAAAAACACAAGAAAAAGCAAAAGGAAAAGAGAAAAGACAAAAAUAAAGAUGAUAUAGAGCUUUACAAGCACUAUGAAACAUUGUAAGUAACACACCAGGAUGUGUUUUGUUUCUACUGUGAAAUAGUUGGUAAUUGUGUAUUUUUAAAAGUUUACAGCAAAAACAUAUUAAAAGGCCUACUAUAAAUUGUCAGCUUGUUUGUUUUAUAUUUCUAAACUUUUUUUGGUAUGACUUUUUGGUAUGAAUAAAAUGUUGUACUUAUAUAUUUUUACUGUUUUUUUUUAAACUUUUUAGUUAUGAGUCUGCACCACCUGGAUAUGUUCGAGUAAGUGGUACCUAGGGGUGUGGGUGUUCAUGGCACUCCUUGUGUGUGUGGUGGGUGCAGUCCAUGACGGACAGAUGUGUGCGGGCUGACCACACUGUGGCGUAGCAAGCUAGAGUGCCUGGGUGCAGGGUAGAACUUGUACAUCAGUAAAACACAAGCUAAUAUUUGUAGCAGUAGCGAGUUUAUAGCUGCUGUGAAACAUAUUUUACCAUUCAUAAGGUUGAAGAGGAAAAGCCAGAAGAUUGUAUUCCUGAUCUUCCUGAGAAUGAACAAGCUCGGGAAUUUUUAUCUAAAGCACCGAAAAAAGGAUUGUGGAUGCCUCUUGGAAAGGAGGUUAAAGUUAUGAAAUGUAAGACAGCUGACAGUCGGUCGAUUGUAGCAAUGGAUGUCUUCCUAAAAUAUUCUACCAAUUCAUUUGCGCAUGUGAACCAAUGGACCUUAGAAGUGUCAUAUUUUAGGUUUCAGAGCUAUAUGCUGUUAAAAUUCCAGUUUUUUAAAAUUGUACCUGCACAAAUUUGAAAGGUGCCUAAAGAGAUUGAAAGCUCACAUGUUUUAAUGAUGUCUGUGGCUUGCCCCCUCUGUUCUGGCAUCUUUACAAUAUUCAUGUUUAAGUGGUGAGUUAUUAUGAUGAUGUUAUUAUGAUGUUUUAUCAUUAUGUCAGGUUGGAGAUGCAAGUCAUAUGGUCACAGAACUGGAGAUAAAGAAUGUCCAAUGUUUGUUUCAGGCAACCAAACCAGUGAAAGAUUUAGAAUGGUACUGGAUAAAAAUUAGAAUAUAUAAUUAAUUUAAUUAUUAAAACACCUGUUUAAAAGCUUACAUGCAUGAUUUCAUUAAGGCACAUGAAGAUCCCAUGCAUGACUUUAUUGUUGAGAAAAAGAAAACUGAAAAAGAACAAAGGUAAUUAGUCACUGUCAAUGCCUAGCAGUUUGACUGUAUUCAGUACACUUUUGUAUUUCAAAUUGUUGGUGACAAUUUAAGGUACUUUGAUUCAUGUAUUGUUAUUAACCCAUUAAUUAGCUGCAGAGCUUCCCCAUUGACAAGUAAAAUCGUCUUGCAUUAGACAAAUAAAAAAAAGUUGGGUGCACUGGGGCACAUUGCAUGGGUUAAUAAACAAACUUUAUUACAGAUUUUAUAUAAGGUUUAAAACUGAAAAGACUUGAUAAAACAUGCUGUGCAAAUGUUUAAUAAAACGAAUUAAAAAACGUAAACUUUACAACUUUGAAAUCUUUUCAUACCAUAUAGCCAUACCACAUUGAAACAAAUGCUCAUAUGCCCAGUAAUUAAACAUGUUUUGAGCAUGACAACAGUGGCCUACAACUUUUGGAAAAUCACCAAGCUAUUAAGAAAAUAUUUGUAUCCACGCCCGUCUAUUAAGUAUUAAUUUAAAAAUUGUGCUAAGGAUUAGUAAUUGUAGACGUUUAUAUUUUUAGUAUUAAACAAGUAAAUAUGUCAAGAAAGCGAGUAUCUAAGAGACCAAAUACUUUUUUCUUUGCACAGAAUUGAGCAGUUGAAGGCAUUACUGGAAGAACCCACUACAUCGGAAAAUGAUUCUAGCAGUGAAAGUAGUGAUGCGUCUUCCACGCAUCGUAAACACAAGAAGCGGAAACGUAAUACAAGAAAAUCUGACAGAGAUUCUAGCAGCGACUCUCACGCCACGCGGAAAAGACGAAAAAAGCGAAAACAUAAGUCUGACAAAGCAGUAAACUCUGACAGUGACUCAAGUGAAAGUAAUCCAGACAAGAAACACCAACAGAAAAAGCAAAAACAUAAGUCAAGAACGACAAGAAGAGAAUCGUAUGGAAAUGAAAGAAAUUAUAGAAGUAGCGAUAGGAACGAGCAUGGUCAUAGUCAUAGGGGAAAAGACAAGAGGGACAGAGGGAACAGUUAAAUAUCAAUUUAUUUUGGGGUUUAAUUAUUUACCAGUAAUUUUUAACUAUCAUCGACCUCCAAGAUCAGAUUGAAAUCAAAGCAAUCAGGUCUCUUUGAAAGCAGUUUAGUUAGAUGCCAUCCACAGCAACUUAUUGCAAAAUAUCCAAAAAUGCCCCAUCAUUUGAAAAAUCGAAGGGAGAGUGUUGCCCUUUAACGGGUUAAACCUAUAAACUAAUCAAGUGGCGGUCGGUCAAGUCCGCUAUCGAAUGUCAACUACUGUCUUACUGACAUGAUGUCAGCAGUUCGUACCUUUAGUGCCAGAUUAACCUUUCCAGGGCCGGCCAGGGCUGUGCUUUUUAUCUAACUUAUAAAAUAUAUCUUUACUACUGUUUAUGUCAUAAAAAAUACAAAUCUGAUUGGCUAAAUGAAGUGAUCCGUUAAUCCCACCAAGCUUGUUCGCAGAAAAUCAACGUGUUUUCCAAAAAUUAUCGAUACAAACUAAGCAUAUAUUGUAAAAGGCCCGGUUAUUUAGAAACAAUAAAGCCGGGUUGUUUCACAGAAAAAGAACAUUUACUAAGUUACAGCAUCUGUAAAUUAUAUGAUUCUGUAUGAAUUUUUACAUAUUUUCAAAC